AUGGCCGAGUGGGAGACGGAAAACGAGCAGGCGGGCGGGCUCACGGCUCACGCGACCCGUAGGUCGUCUUCGAAAUCCGUCAAAUCUCGAAAAAGAUCCAAGACGCCGCCUAAUAGAUCCAUUUCUCCUUCAACCGCAGACAAGAGCGUGAAACGAUCUUCGCGCGACAUUGCCAUGGACGAAUCCAUUAGUAUUUUGGACCCGCGUCGAUUUACACCAACUCUUCAUGCCAAUCUCGUUUCCGAAAUUCUCACUUUGCGCAGGGACCAGGAGGACAAGACGAAGCUCAUUGAAAGUCUAGAGACCUCUCUCUUUUCUACAAGGGAGGAAAAUGAGUCACUACAGGCAAAUUACGCUACUACCGGCAAGGAGAAUCGAUCUCUGAAGCGUCAACUCUCCCUACUCGAGGGCGGUACGUCUUCCGCUCUAGGAGAACUUGCUCGUGAACGGGAUGAUGCUGUCGAAUCCAUCGCAGAGUCUAAGAAACGACAUGAUGCUGCUCAAAAGAAGAUUCGCAGCCUUGAAGAAGAUUCUCAGCGCGUGCAUGAGCAGUGGGCCAAGGAAAAGGAUGAAUGGGAAGAUGAGAGACGCAAGUUUGAGCGUAAACUUCACAUCACCGAAACCCGACUCAAGACGAUUCUCGAUGAAGUAGCAGCUUAUCAAACUGUUCAAGCGAAUGGCGAGGAGAUAGAAGGGGAGCCCGAAGACACACAAAAAGACAACGACGGCGCCAGCAUUCGCACCAUGAGCAUAACCGGGAGCCUCCGCUACUCGCUACUCAACAGCCCUGGGGCAGCCAACGGUCUCGGAGCAUCCUUGGCGGAUGAACUCAACCUUGAUGACGACGAUAGCGAUGCUGCGGCCACCGAAAGCGUCUUUUCAAGCCCCCGGCACAAGCGCACAACCAGUCGCGAAGCAGCACCGAUUGGCAGAAUGCAUCGCAGAGAUCUAAGCCUCGAAAGGGUGGGGCGACCCAGGUCACGCCUCUUCUUCAAUCCCAAUGUACUUGGAAUCCUACAAGGCGAAGACGAAGAGCAGCCAUCUACCCCCAUCGCGCCAUCGACGACUUACACGGACACUGGUGUUCAAUUCUCGCCUCCACCCUCACCCAAGGUGGAACCCACUCGCAGGCUAGAGGCGGACAACGUCAGCCGAAUCGUCAAUGAGAUCGAGGCCAAUCAGCGUCGCAAGCGAGUCCAGCCUGGCGCUUUGCCGGGCAAGCCCAUUGCCGUUGAGGACCUUCACCAGCGAGCGAUGGUUUCUGCCGCUGCACAAACUAUUGAAACACCGCUAAGCCCGCCUAGAACGCCCAAGAUGGAUUUUGAGCCAGUCACGCCCCCGCCCGAGAAAGUUGAUUCGAUCAUGGUGUCAUCAGCGACGCAGACAGAGAAGGAGCUGGAGAUGCCUACUCUCAAUCUUGUGCCUCCUAUGACUCCCCCUUUGCCUGCUAUGACCAUUCCGAGCAUCAGUGUACAGCCUCCCACCAGCCGACCAACUACGCCUAGAUCGCCCAUGUUGCCGCCUUAUAUGAAGAACUUUGGCUGUCAAGUCAACAUCUCUUAUGAUGUGCCAAUGGCGGAAGCUGCCGUACAGACUGAGGGCAUUCAGGUCGACAAGAGACUGGCUAAUCUGCCACCACACCUCCAGCCUUCCGCCAUCUCUUCUCGGCCGACUUCUCCCAGUAAAGAUGGCGUUGACCGCGAAAAGACCUUUACGCCGGUUCCCGGCAAUCUGCCGCCACGUAAUCCCCGUCGUCCGGGUAGCAAGGCUCUGCCGGAAUUGCAAUCGUCGCCUGUCUCGAUGAAUGGAGAUGAAGAAGACAAUUUGGAUACGUAUAUUCGCGAUGAAGAUGCGGAGAGCACCAAGUUAAGAGCUCGACGACGCCAUGGUCGACAUUCUGGAGAUUUUGAAUCGCAAAGUUCUGAUGAGGCGGAAGAGUUUGGAGAAGCUGACGUCAGUGACUCCGAGUACCGAACUGCUCUUUCAGCCCCGCGACCUUACUCGAACGCGAGUCGUCCUAGCAAGCGGAACUCUUUCGGCGCAGCCACAGCUUCUUUCGAGCAAAUGGCCAUGAAAGGUGCCGUCGGUGGCUCCGCCAAGUUGUAUGGUACCGAUGUUUACGAAGCCGGUCGAUCGGAUAUGGAUGUCGGUAAUCGUACUCAUAGGCGCAAGCUCAGCAAGCCCCUCGAGAGGUCUGCCGCUCCUGGAACUGGGUCCAGUCGUUCGAGUGACAUACGCAAGCAUGCCAUGAUCCAAGGCUCCAUUGCUAGCCAUCAGACUAGGUCUCGAACCCCAAGUCUGCCCGACGGCGGCAAUCCUCCGUUCCCAAUACCGCUUCGCGAUAGCUCCAAACGCUUGUCAUCUUCUUUCAUGAAUUCGCCAAGCGAGGACUGCAGCCCUACUAGAGCUGAGAGCUCUUACCGCAGAGGCAGCAGCCGCGGCAGUUACUAUGGCAGCAGUGUGCGCAGGGUUCGAUCAGCCACCGCGAUGCCGCGCAACCAUAGAUACCGCAGACACGGCAGCCGAUCACCACCACCUUUGUCCAUAUCGACAGAGGCUCCCGAGAGUCCGGGUUUGCCUCCCUUGCCGCGCAAUGACAUCACAACCCCCCGAGGCAAGGAACCUAGUAGCUCCUCUUACAGACGUCACCGUCAUGAGCUCUCCGCCAACACCGAUAACACGCUCAACACAGAACCCUCGCGCGCCUCCCACGGUGGCCCCCAAGCGACUGGCGUUGUCGACGCCAUCGCGCAGACCAUGGUCGGCGAGUGGAUGUUCAAAUAUGUUCGCCGUCGCAAGUCCUUCAGUGUGCCAGAUGCCACUGGCAAGGACGACACAGGCAAUGACCGCCACAAGCGAUGGGUUUGGCUCGCUCCGUAUGAAAGGUCUAUCCUAUGGAGCAGCAAGCAGCCUUCUUCCGGCAGCGCGUUGAUGGGAAAGACAGGGCGCAAGCUUACCAUCCAAUCUGUCCUUGACGUCAAAGACGAUAAUCCUGUCCCCAAAGGAGUCUCAACUAUUUUUAAUCGCUCAAUUCUCAUUCUUACCCCUCAGCGCGCUCUAAAGUUUACCGCCAGCUCAUCAGAGCGCCAUUAUCUUUGGCUCACAGCCCUCUCAUUCCUUGCACACUCGUCACAAGCUGUGCCGGAGAACCUGUCGGCACCGCAGCCUCAAAUAGCCAAGCAGCCACAUCAACGGCCAGUCCCUGACUUUGAAGUUGCGCAGACCAAGAUGCGUCGUCCUGGGAUCCGAGACUCAAUUCGCCUGGCCAAGAAUAAGACUGCCAUUGGCAGCCGUACUGGUCCUCCGAGCGUGCCCAGCCUCCCCAGCAACCCUCCUUCUCGUAUGGGUGAGGUAUCAAGCUUUCGCCCUCCACCAUCCACUGGAACAGCAUCCGUCAGCCAUCAACGAGAAGCCUCGCAUGACAUGGCCGAGCCUCCGAUGAUCCAGCGCUACAAUGAGCGGUCUCAGACAUCUUCGCAUGGCCGCAAGCGAAGCAACACGGGUGGGCAACAGCACGUUCCCCCGCCGCUCUCGUUUCGAGGCUUCUCUGGGCCUCUUAACAGCUCCCAAGACAAUGGCCACAGCACUUCGACCAACACUCCUGCCUCUUCGGACAUGUUCCAGUCACAGGCCUCAAGUAACACCACGUGGGGCGGCUCUCAACGAGCAUCGGAAGCGUCAAGCAGGCCGAGUAACUUUUUUGAUGCCAUUGGAACAGUUCGCAUGGAGGCCUUUAUCAGCCCGUUGGCAGGCUCACAGGCAGCACAAGGCUCUGAGCAGGAUGAGUCUCGCCACUUGGCCCGCCGACGCAGCAAAGAGCACCGCAGACGCCACAGCCGCAGUCGCAGCCGCAAUCGUGACUUUUGGAGCCACACACGCAAUGGCGAUGGCCGCCGUGGCUACGAUGACUUUUACGGAGGUAGCCGGACAGCCGGCGAGGAGGAAUACUUUCGAGACGACCCUUUUAAUCCUUUCAAGGAUUUUUGA
Molecule: messenger RNA, 3987 nt
Organism: Beauveria bassiana ARSEF 2860
Lineage: Eukaryota; Fungi; Ascomycota; Sordariomycetes; Hypocreales; Cordycipitaceae
Product: nuclear migration protein
Exons: 2
Coding region: 1-3987 (1328 amino acids)
Biological process (GO): establishment of mitochondrion localization; maintenance of protein location in cell cortex; microtubule cytoskeleton organization
Cellular component (GO): cell cortex; mitochondrion
Molecular function (GO): tubulin binding; phospholipid binding
Source: RefSeq, a predicted model, not a curated record